Molecule: messenger RNA, 663 nt
Organism: Cyclospora cayetanensis
Lineage: Eukaryota; Apicomplexa; Conoidasida; Eucoccidiorida; Eimeriidae
Exons: 2
Coding region: 1-663 (220 amino acids)
Source: RefSeq, a predicted model, not a curated record
AUGAACAUUGCGCGUGUUGGGGGGUGUUUGACCUCGCAUUAUUUGUUCGACCCUUACAGUUGCUUGCAGCACUAUAAGAGGGCGUUUAAGUUGUUGCUGCAGCUGAAGCGGGGGGGGGGAAAGCUGCUGGUUGUUGGUCGUCGACACCAAACCGACAUAGCUCUCCAGCGUCAUUUCCCAGGCCUUGCAGCGGCUUCAGCAGCCGCUGCUGUGGGGCCCCACACGCGGCAGUUGCUGUCUGCUGCGCCUGCGCACUACAGUGCGUUAAUAUGCCAGGAUUGCGUUGCGUUCGCGCCCUACUUAUACGGGCUGAAUCUGCCGGUGCUGGGUGUAUGUACCCCCCGGGAAGUGCACGAGCACCCUGAAAUCCUCAAGGUCGUUGACUACCUCAUUCCACACACCUCCAACAGGCCAGACACGGCUUUGCGGAAACUGCUCGAGACGCAAAUUUUGGAAGAGGCCGCAGACAGCGCCAGCGGCAAGAGAGAAGACGUUGAGGGCAAAAGCCACCCACGGAUUGAAGCACUAGGGUGCGCGUGUGCGAAGCGAGCGGUUGCACACGCCUUUGUAAGUGAAGAUUUUAGUCGAACAGCUAGCCAGGCGGUGCUGGACGGUGGUCUUGUUUCGGGAGGCAGUUGGGAGAUGCCCAGAACACCUUUUUAA